Arabidopsis arenosa is the source of this 570-nucleotide messenger RNA. NCBI's taxonomy places the organism in Eukaryota, Viridiplantae, Streptophyta, Magnoliopsida, Brassicales, Brassicaceae. The record is from the annotation of a GenBank genome assembly.
GAUUUUAUGACUUUGUGAAAUUGCAUGACUUGCACAAUCAUAGACUUAGAAUUGUUGAUAAAGUAAUUGCUUUUUAGGUGUUUGAAUCCUUAUACCUAAAUUAGCAUAGAUCUUCGAUCUCAUGCCGAGAUGAUUCGAAGGCAAGCUCUUUUCCCUGGUGAUUCCGAGUUUCAGCAACUACUUCAUAUUUUCAGAUUGCUAGGAACACCAACUGAGCAGCAAUGGCCGGGUGUAAUGGCAUUGCGUGACUGGCAUGUCUAUCCAAAAUGGGAGCCGCAAGACUUAUCACGUGCGGUUCCAUCUCUAUCUCCUGAAGGAAUUGAUCUUCUCACGCAAAUGCUGAGGUACAAUCCAGCUGAAAGAAUUUCAGCAAAAGCAGCUCUUGAUCAUCCCUACUUUGCCAGCCUUGACAAAUCUCAGUUCUGACCUCUGGCAAAUUACUGAUCAGACUUCUCUUUGGAGUUUUGAAGCUGAUGGCUCAAAUUUAUUGUCAUCAUCAUCAUCUUGGUGUCUUAUGAUGUGUGCUUUAGAAAGAUUUGUACUUAUACAAAACAAACUGAAAAGCUUGUU